GCCAGUGCAACUUGCGAGUGACUCUCCUGUGUCACUUUAACUUGGCAAGCAAUGCAUGCAUUAACAUUAGAAAAAGAAUGCGGAAAACUUCAAUGUAUUUUUAUUAAGAUAUUUAACUGCUGUAACGUUAUCUAAGUAAUUUGACAACUAUGCUAUGACUUGGUUAGUUACCUAGCUAGGUUGCUUGGCUUGGUUGACGUUUUUGCAGUAUUCGAAUAUGUAACGCCAGCUUUUCUGUUGAGCUCACGAGACGCGUUCCGGCCAGCAAAUCUGCAGUUAGCCUGACACUGUAACACCGGUGUCAGGAUGGAUACAGUGGCAAAAGCAUUGGAAGAGGUUCUCUCAUUGGCAUUACCCCAGGGAUGCAUAACAGUAGGGGUCUAUGAAGCAGCAAAAUCAUUGAAUGUAGAUCCAGAUAAUGUGGUUCUGUGCAUCCUGGCUACAGAUGACGAGGAUGUAAAGGACGUGGCCCUUCAGAUCCAUUUCACCCUGAUCCAGGCAUUCUGCUGUGAGAAUGACAUCAGCAUCCUGCGAGUGAACAACACCAGGCGUCUGGCAGAGAUCCUCGGCGGGGGAGGGAAACAGGGGGGAGAGCCCAUGGACCUGCACUGUGUCCUGGUCACUAGCCCACACUCCUCCUCCUGGAAAGACCCAGCCCUGAGCAAAGUGAACCGCUUCUGCAGGGAGAGCCGGUGCAUGGACCAGUGGGUACCCAUCAUCAACCUCCCUGAGCGAUGAAGGGUCCCCCCAACAGCAAGACCUGUGAAGGACUCUCUCUGUACGGGAGUAGAGUGAUCCCUGAUGGACACACUACCCUGGGAAAAUUCCUGAUGGAGGAAAAAGAAGAUAAACAACAACAAAAUAAAGCAUUUUGAGAAGAAAAAAAGAAGAUCAGAUCCAGCCAUCUAGAUGGGAAACAAAAGGGGAUGGAUUUCCACUGGGACUGGUGGAGUUGAACUCUCGGCUAUGGCAGUCGAGACGAGAUGACGAGGCACUUUUUAUGUUCGGUCACGAGACCGAAACCGAAGUCUGUGCUUUUUAACGGAAGAUGGACACACCGUACAGAAGGAUAAAAUCAUGUAUGGCAGAGCACUUCACCUUGUGGGGACUUUAAAGAUGGAGAAAAACUAAAAUAUGAGCUCUUUUGUAGGCACUGUUGUUAAGACAACAAAGGCCUCUCUCUUUGCCGAAACAUGAGCACUUGUAGAAACACUGGACUUUUGCAAUUUUAUUUUUUAUUCACACUGUUGAUGUUGUCUUUACUAUUGUUGUUAUAUAAUUAUUUAAAAAGGGAAGGGCUAAAUAUCCAAUGAACAGUGAAGAUACUAUGCAUUCAGUCAGUGUUUCCAAUGCCAACAGUUUUUUACACAAGUGAAUAGUUCUUUUUUUACAGUUAAGUUAUUUCUUAUGAUAUUUAAAUGUAUUUAUGUUAGCAAUUUUUGUACCAUUAUCUAUCUGCAAUUGUCUGCAAAGGCACAGAUGUAUUAUUGUUAUCAUCAAUAAAAAGUAUUUUUGGAGCCAGAAA
Messenger RNA from Coregonus clupeaformis (lake whitefish), 1525 nucleotides. RefSeq names its product growth arrest and DNA damage-inducible protein GADD45 alpha. The record is from RefSeq and is a predicted model, not a curated record. Gene Ontology annotation, cellular component: nucleus; cytoplasm. The coding region runs from base 307 to 738 and encodes 143 amino acids. Gene Ontology annotation, biological process: regulation of cell cycle. The transcript is spliced from 4 exons. Lineage: Eukaryota; Metazoa; Chordata; Actinopteri; Salmoniformes; Salmonidae.